UUUCCAAAUACUUCUAGCUUAUUUCUGAUUUUUACCUGAUUACGUACCAGAGAAAACAUGGCUGAGGCUAUCGUUACUGAUGUUGCUAAGGAAAUACUAAGCAAGGUGAUUCCACUUGUUACUGAGCAGAUCAAUCUUGCUUGGGGUUUCAAGGACGAGCUAACACAGCUUCGUCAGUCAGUGGAGAUGAUCCAAGAUGUGUUGGCUGAUGCAGAGAGAAAGCAAGUGACUGACCUGUCGGUGAAGCACUGGCUGCAGAGGCUUAAAGACCUUGCUUAUGAUGCUGAUGACGUGCUGGAUGAGCUUGCUUACGAGAUUCUCCGGCGAAAGGUAGAGAUCCGAAAUCAAAUCAAAAGAAAGGUAUGCUUCUUCUUUUCGUUUUCAAAUCCCAUUGCAUUUCGUAUCAAGAUGGCUAACAAAGUUAAGACCAUUAGCGAGUCGCUAAAAAAGAUUAAUGAAGAAGCAAAUGGAUUUGGACUUACUAGAGCAAAACUAGUAAAUGCAAAUCCUGAGAUAAUCCCAAACCGAGAGACAGACGCCUUUGUUGAUCAUUCAGAAAUUGUAGGAAGGGAAAAUCAUGUCUUAGAAAUAGUAAACUUGCUGCUAAGUGCAACCAAUGAACAACUCUCGGUCAUUCCUAUUGUAGGAAUGGCAGGUUUGGGGAAGACAACUGUAGCAAAACUCGUGUACAAUCACGAGCUAGUAAAGAGACAUUUUGAUAAGACAAUAUGGGUAUGUGUCUCUGAUGAUUUCAAUGAUAAAAGGAUUUUGAGAGAGGCUUUAGAAUCCCUUACCCAAAAGUCAAGUGCAUUAGAAAAUAAGAAUACAAUAUUAGAAUGCCUUCAAAAAGAGUUGCAAGGCAAAAGAUAUCUUCUAAUACUAGAUGAUGUGUGGAAUGAAGAACCUAUGAAAUGGAAUACUUUAAGGAGUUGUCUUUUAGAAAUUAAUUCGAAUGCGGGAAACAGCAUUAUUUUAACAACCCGUAGUGACAAUGUGGCAAAAAUUACAAAGACACUUCCACAACAUAACUUGAAAAAACUAUCAAAAGAUGAAUGCUGGUCCAUCAUCAAGAAAAAAGUAUCUCUUAAUGAAAGAGUUCUACUAACUCCAGAGUUAGAGAUUAUUGGAAGGGAUAUUGCAAAAAAAUGUGGAGGGGUCCCAUUAGCUGCAGAAGUCCUAGGAGGGACGAUGUGUCGUAAAAAGGAAAAAAGUGAAUGGCUAGCAAUUCAAAACAAUGAAAUUUGGAAUUCACUAAAUGGUAGUAAUGAAAUGUUACCAAUAUUAAUAUUAAGCUUUGAUCAUCUUCCAUUACCAUCUCUUAAACAAUGUUUUGCAUAUUGUUCAAUUUUUCCUAAAGAUUAUAAGAUUUACAAGGAAGAAUUAAUUCAGCUUUGGAUGGCUGAAGGGUUUCUUCAACCAUCUCUAGGAAGUUGUCUAGAGGAUAUUGGUAAUAAGUAUUUUAAUAUCUUAUUGGGGAAUUCCUUAUUCCAAGAUGAGGAGAAGGAUGAUUAUGAUAAUAUUAUCAUAUGCAAAAUGCAUGAUUUGGUACAUGAUCUUGCUCUCUUAGUUUCAAAAUUAGAGACCCUAAUUUUAAAUGAGGAUUUAGUAGAUGGUAUCAGUUUUGUACGACGUUUGGUGAUCCAAUUUGAAGGUAAAAGUAUACCAAGAAUUCCAUUUUUAAAAGAUGGUGUCUGGAAAUUGCGCACAUUUAUUUCGGAAAAUGCUACACUUGGCAACACAAUAUUCAGUUUUGAAUGCUUACGUGUUUUAAAAUUAUAUGGAAAAAGUAUAAAAGAAUUGCCGAGUUCAAUUGGCCUAUUAAUACAUUUGAGACUUCUCAACAUCUCAAGUACCCACAUCAGAGCGUUGCCAAAGGCCAUCACCAAGCUCUACAAUUUGCAAACUUUAAGAGCAGAAGGUUGUGCUAAUCUCCAAGAGCUUCCGAAAGAUCUAAAAAAUUUGAUUAACUUGAGACAUAUUUAUUUUGAUGGUUAUAGAUUUAGCCAAAUACCCAAAGACUUAGGGCAGUUGACUUGUCUGCAAACUUUGCAAUAUUUCAUUGUGGGUCAAGGCACAGGUUUUCAGAUUGAAGAAUUGGGACGCUUAAAUCAACUAAAAGGAAAAUUAGACAUUCGUAGGCUAGAGCAUGUGAAAGAUAAAGAAGCCUCCAGAAACGCCAAAUUAGUAGAAAAGGCCAAAGUAUACGAGUUGAGAUUUUCUUGAUGUAAGAAUAGAGAAGGUAACCACAAUAAUGAUGAAGAGGUGUUAGAAGGGCUCCAACCUCACCGAGAUUUGAAGAGCUUAACAAUUGUUGGUUUUGGAGGGGAGAAAUUCCCAUCAUGGAUGUUGACAAGUCAUGAUGCAGGGGAUGGCUUUUUGCUAUAUGACAAAUUGAUUCAUAUCAAAUUAAAGGAUUGCACGAAAUGUGAGGUUCUUCCCACUCUCGGGCUUCUACCUCGUCUUAGGGAUCUUGAAAUAAAUGGGAUGGAUAAUGUAAGAUCUAUAGGACCUGAGUUUUACGGCAACUAUAAUCAUGGUGGUUACGACAAAAUAUUGUUCCCGCGUUUGGAAAGUCUUCAAUUGUGGAAAAUGCGAAAUCUAGUUGAAUGGACGGAUGCGAUGGAGCCAACAACAACGGGAACGGUGUUUCCUUGCCUUAAGUAUUUGACCAUUCGGUUCUGUGAGCAACUGAAAAGUGCUCCAUGUCAUUUUCCUUCUCUUGAGAAAUUAGAAAUUUCCAAAACCAAUAGCACGACAUUUGAAAAAAUCAGCAGCAAGCUUACCACACUAACGUCCCUCCAAAUUGGGGGAAUUUCAGAACUUGCUUCUUUGCCAGAGCAGUUAUUGAAAAAUAAUUCGAGUCUUAUGUCUUUGAGGAUACGGCGUUGUGAGGAUUUGGUAUCCCUAUCACCACACGGGAAUGUAUGGGGCUUCUACACUUCUCUUCGGUCACUGGAAAUAUCAAACUGUGAGAAAUUGAGUUAUUUGCCGGAUGGAUUGCACACCCUUCGUUCCCUUGAGGAAUUCAAAGUACACAGAUGUCCUAAUCUGAGGUCCUUUCCAAGUAUAGAAGGUGUGGCGUUACUUCUUCGAAGUCUAGCGAUAUCGUGUAGUGAUGAAGUUCUACCAAUUGGUCUUCAAUCAUGUGUAUCUCUAUCAUCAUUGGAGAUAAAUGGCUGUCCUAAUCUGAAAUCAAUUCCAAAUCUACAGGAUUUGCAUUCACUUUACUCCUUAACAAUUACAUAUUGUAAAAGAUUGAUGGGUUUGCCAGAUGGGUUAGACUGCCUCACCCGCUUGAAGUAUUUGAAUAUUGGUCGGUUUUGUGAGGAGUUGGAUGCUUUCCCUAGUCUCAGUUCCAUCCAACACGCAUCCCUUGAAAGACUAAGUUUGUAUGGAUGGGCUAAACUCCACUCUCUCCCAGAAGAUAUUCAACGAUUUACUACCCUAACAAAACUCUGGAUACAUGAUUUUGACCAGAUGGAAGCUUUGCCUGAGUGGUUGGGCAAAUUUUCUUCUGUUCGAAAGUUGUAUCUUAGGAAAUGCAUGAACCUGACGUAUCUGCCAACAGCGGGAGCCAUGCGACACCUCACCCAUUUAGAUAUUUAUGAUUGCCCCAAAUUAAAGGAAAGAUGUGUGAAGGGAAGCGGCGCAGAGUGGUUCAAAAUUGCCCAUAUUCCAAAUAUCCUGAUCGACUCGAAGAAGAUUAAAGGGUAGUUGUGCAUAUUGGUCCAAGACAGAUCAGAGUGGAAAAAAAGAAAAGAAAAAAAAAGGAAAGUUCUCCUCUUCAAGAGCUGCAAAAGAACCAAAAUUCAAGGGCCGCUCACCAAAUUAGAGAAGUUGAAGAUAUUUCUGGUCAAUGUAAUACAAAAACAAUGUGAGGAUUCUUCGCCGUUCUAGCCCCGGUUUUCAAUCAGCCAAACUUCAACACCUAAGCACGUUCUUAGUUGGAGGAGUCAUAUUUUGAGGAUCUUUACGUUCCACAUAUAAGGCAUCAAUGGUAGCUUCUGAUUUGGCACAGGGUUAACUUUUUCUCUCUUCAAGAAUGCUGCUUUCAGGGAACAAAUGAAGAGGACUAAUCCCUUACUAAAGAGAUGCUCUCUGGAUUUCUUUCUGGUGGUUGAUAGUUCGGUAGAAGUUAUUGCCAUGUUAUGCUCACUUUACAGUAAAAGCUGAAUAUUUCUUGUUGGUUGCUGUCAGAAUGGUUAACGAUUGCACACAGUCAUCAAAAUUAUAAAAUUGGCAGAGUGGUUGGAAAACCUUUUCUCUCUUCAACAUUGGUCACUUAUUUGGAUGCAAGUGGAUGCCAUGUAUUGGCUCACCAAUUUGCAACACCUAUUCAUUCGUAACUGCCUCAAGUUAAAUGAUAGAAGUGCUGAGAGUAUCAGCCAAUUCUGGUCCAAUGACAGGGAAUGGAUUAAAGAGGAAGCUGUUUGAAGUUAACACAUAUAUUAUCACAAAAUGUGUGUGGUCAGUUAUCUUAAACUUAAUCCUCUUCUCUUCUCUGAUACUCUACUUUAAAUCAACUAAUUACAUUCAUAAUUUCCCUCAUGUCUUUCUUUCUUUGUUUGCUUUCCUCUGAUCUUUUUUAAUCUAUUUCUUAUUUAUUAAUUAAAUAUAUUGCCUUGAUGUGCAGGCCAAAUUCUAUUAUAUUCAGUUGGAAGAACCGUUAAUUAAUUUUAUGGAGAUUAAUAGAAGUUCAUCAAAGGUGGACUGCACACCCUUCGUUCCCUUGAGAAUUUCGAGGUAAGAAAUUGUCCUAAUCUGAGGCCCUUUCCAAGUAUAAAAGGUGUGGCGUUACUUCUUCGAACCCUAGCGAUAUCGUGUAGUGAUGAAGUUAUACCAAUUGGUCUUCAAUCAUGUAUAUCUCUAUCGUCAUUGGAGAUAGAUGAGUGUCCUAAUCUGAUAUCAAUUCCAAAUCUACAGGAUUUGCAUUCACUUUCCUCUUUAACAAUUACAUCUUGUAAAAGAUAGAUGGGUUAGACUGCCUCACCCGCUUGAAGUAUUUGAGUAUUGGUGGGUUUUGUGAGGAGUUGGAUGCUUUCCCUAGUCUCUGUUCCAUCCAACACGCAUCCCUUGAAACACUAAGAUUGGAUGGAUGGGCUAAACUCAACUCUCUCCCAGACGAUAUUCAACAAUUUACUGCCCUAACAGAACUCUGGAUAAUUAAUUUUGACCAGAUGGAAGCUUUGCCUGAGUGGUUGGGCAAACUUUCUUCUGUUCGAUACUUGUAUCUUUGGAAAUGCAAGAACCUGAUGUAUCUGCCAACAGCGGGAGCCAUGCAACACCUCACCAUAUUAAAUAUUUAUGAUUGCCCCAAAUUAAAGGAAAGAUGUGUGAAGGGAAGCGGCGCAGAGUGGCUCAAAAUUGCCCAUAUUCCAAAUAUCUCUCUUAACACAGAUUAAAGGGUAGUUGUGCAUAUUGGUCCAAGACAGAUCAGAGUGGGGAAAAAAUAAAAGAAGAAAAAGGAAAGUUCUCCUCUUCAAGAGCUGCGAACGAUCAAAAUUCAAGGGCUGCUCACCAAAUUAGAUAGAUAUCACUUUUUUCUGUCCCAGCAUAUACUCACUUUCAAAAUUUUGGUUAUUUGAUGGUUGACAUCCAAUUGGGGGCUGAAAUGUAUUUAUUUGACACACAAGUUCAGGAUUCAUCACCAUUCUAAGCUCUGAUUUUCAAUCAGCCAAACUUUCUUAGUUGGAAGCAUCAAAUUUUGAGGAUCUUUACACUGACCAGAUGAGGCGUCAAUUGUAGCUUCUGAUUUGGCACAGGGUUAACUUUUUCUCUCUUCAAGAUUUGGAUUUUGGAUACAAGAAUGCUGCUUUUAAGCAACAAAGGAAGAGGUCCAAUCCCUUACUAAAGAGAUGCUCUCUGGAGUUCUUUCUUGUGGUCGAUAAUUUGGUAGAAGUUAUUGCCAUGUUAUGCUCACUUUGCAGAAAAAGCUGAAUAUUUCUUAUCGGGUGCUGUCAGAAUGGUUAACGAUUGCACACAAUCUAAUGGGGUGUGAAUUCAAUUACUAUCUGAGAGAAGUUCAUCAAAAUUAUAAAAUUGGCAGUGGUUGGAAAACCUUUUCUCUCUUCAACAUUGGUUACUUAUUUGGAUGCAAGUGGAUGCCAUGUAUUGGCUCACCAAUUUGCAACACCUAUUCAUUCCGUACUGCCUCAAGUUAAACGAUAGAAGUGCUGAGAGUAUCAGCCAAUUCUCGUCCAAUGACAGGGAAUGGAUUAAAGAGGAAGCUGUUUGAAGUUCACACAUAUAUUAUCAGAGCAAUGUGUGUGGCCAAAUUCUAUUAUAUUCAGUUGGAAGAAAAAUUAAUUAAUUUUAUGUUAAUACAAGUUUGUCAAAGGUGGAAGACGAGGUACUAGUAUUUCAACCUAGGUCCUCUAAUGUGCGAACAGCUUUGGUUGGAGUCGGUAAAUGUUGAUGAUGUUGGAGCCUUUCUAGAGUGAUGGUCAUGUAGAACAGACAACACAAACUUUCCUAGAGCUUGUUAGAAGUCAAUGUGCAGGAAAUUCAAGAAGUAGAAAAGUAAGAGUAGAAAUCAUUGGCGAUAGCGAUGAAAUUGCAUGAAAUUUGGUGACGUGAAAGGAAAGGGUGCUGGGAGUAAAACUCAUUGCAUUCGGCCACGAUCAAAUCUGCUUUUUGGGUAAAUUAUUUCGUUAAGCUGUUUAAAUUUAUGAAUUCAAGGAACCCCUCGUGGAUUUGAGGUUUUCAUCCAGGAGCUAACGUGUUUAAUUUCUUUUCAUUCAGAAAGCAACAUGUUUUUUUUCUUGUAGCUAAGUGGAAGAUUUGGCAUAGUGGUUGAGGAUUUAUUUUAACUUAUAAUCUUGUGAAGCCUUAGAUUAUAGACAAAAGAUUGGUCAUAAUCUAGAAAUCACAAAAGAUGGACUUACAAAUUGACUCCAGUGCUUUUUUUUUUUUUUUCUCUCACGAAAAUUUUGGAAAAUUUACUGCAAUAGGGAGUGUUGAUGACCUUGUUCAUGUUAUAUGGAAUUCUUCAGAAUGAUGAUGCACGCAAAUCAAACAUUAUGUGCUCCUAAGCUCAAGUUGCUGCCUCAUCUACUUCAACAAUCCCAAAUGCAAGAAGCUGAGAUAUCUACCGGCAAGGGUAUGGGGACUCACUAGAUAACAGAUGCUGUCAUGCUGAUUUGUGGAUGACCUUACAGUGCGGUUUGCUGUACAGAGUGCACUAUAAGGAAGUAUAACUUCAGAUUCAAAUCAAACGAGAGGGUUAACAUCUUUUUUCUUUUCAGAUCAAAUUAUAAUGUUGGGUCAGCUGGAACCAUAACUUGAAUGUACCUGCAAGUGUCAAUUGGGUGUAUUAGGAUUCCUAACAAUUCGUCCGUUGUUCAAAUCCUAUGUUAUGGUUUCCUAACUUAAAGUCUCUGUAGCAGUGACUUCAGCAGUUUUCUAGAUUAUGAGUACUAAUCAAUGGCAUAAACUAUGAUAUUCGGUCUUCAGACGUCUACAAGAAAUUGAAGAGCCCAAUUAAGAAGAGCAACUUGAAACUCAAUUUUGAUGCAUUUUUUUGUUGUCAGAGAUCAAGUUAUGCACUAUGAAAUACAUCUGUCUUCUCCUAUUGUCAGUCUUGUUGUCUUAACUACGAGGUCAACCUGUUUGGGUGCUCCACUUCAUGACCCUGUAUGGAGGGUAACAGCCUACAGAUUGUAGAUAAGGCAAUGGACAUAAGUCUCUGUCUGAAAAGUUGACAGAUUUUUACUUAAAUGGGUAAAUGUGAAGUCCACUUCCAGAAGGGAAUGGUUAAAAGAGCUGGAUACUCACUCUUUAGUGUCACUCUAGUUUUCGAUUCCCUGGGCUGGUAUCUUGGAAAACAUCAAAAGGUAAUGCCAAUUGCAUCAGAAUGUGAAGUGUGCUGAUCAGUGGAGACAUCAUUGCUGCCUGUAUUUAAGACUCCAAAUCUUGAUCAUAGUUGACCUCAUCUGCCGUGAUGAUAGAAUGUCAUCUCUAAGAACUGACUUUAUAUACUGAAGGCAUUGAAAUUUAUUUUCAACCUACAGCCGAAGCAAGGGAGAUAUGGCAAGCUACAAUGAUCCAUAUUGCCCAAGGAGGUGGCUGCUUUGUUCUAUCUUCGAACCAAUUCUGCAGAAAGGGAAGACUAUCCGCUGUCAACAGAAACUACUUGGAGGGUGUUUGAGCAAAGCUAGAUUUUAGUGGAAAUAGGCAUCAAGAGGGACCAAACUCAGUCCAAUUUCUUUUACAACUUCUGUGAAAGCGGAGUUCUCUUGCCAAACAGCUGCAAUUAAGACUUAGCUGUGUAAAAAGUUAUUAAAUAAAUUUCUUCUUCUUGCCCUCUUGCCAAACAGCUAAUCUAGGCUUUGUAUAUAUCUAAUAUCUUUUGUAAUGUUUAGAGGUGUACAGAGGUUAGAUGGUGUCCAUGAUUCGUCCAACACAUUUUGAAGAAAUCAAAUAUUUGUAAAGAUUUUCCUGUACAGUUCGUGAAUACUGAAAUGAACUUUCAUAUGUCCAUGAUUAGUA
Messenger RNA from Quercus robur (English oak), 8487 nucleotides. Its product is annotated as putative disease resistance protein RGA3. The record is from RefSeq and is a predicted model, not a curated record. Gene Ontology annotation, molecular function: ADP binding. Bases 58 to 2223 code for a protein of 721 amino acids. Gene Ontology annotation, biological process: defense response to other organism. NCBI's taxonomy places the organism in Eukaryota, Viridiplantae, Streptophyta, Magnoliopsida, Fagales, Fagaceae. The transcript has 22 exons.